GUGUCUCUCAUGUCACUCUCCAGUGCUGUCAGAUCCUUGUGGUCAAUGGGGUGGACCUGGGCACCAGGGACCAGGACGGCUUCACAGGAGCAGACCUGGCUGAGUACAACGGCCACUCCCAGUGUGCCAAAUAUCUGCGCACUGUGGAGAACAUGAGUGUGGAGCACCGUGUUUUGUCCCGGGACCCCUCAAUGGACCUCGAGUACAAGCAGCCGGACUCGGGUCUCUCGUCCCCAAACACCACCAUGCCCCCCGCCAGCCAGGCGGCACACUUUGACAUCAAUUCACCAUCCAGCUCUCUGUCCAACUACGACUCAGCCAACUCCAGCCAGUUCAGCACUGGGGAGAAAAGGAGCAGCUUGACCACGACACGCGGGCCGCCAGCUCAGCUGAACACAGUCGCACACACAGGUGCAUCAGAGUCAGCCAUUUCAGACAUGCAGGCGUAUAUGGACAUGCUAAACCCAGACAUAAGAUCUGAAGUGACCAAGAAGAACGAGAUACCUUCUGAUGCCGCCUCCAAGCCCCCACCACCACCAACCUAUCCACCCCCGCCUCCCCCACAGACCCCCCCGUCGCCUCCUCCACCCCCCAGCUUUCAAGCACCAACGCCCCCUAAGGAGCCGACAUCAGCGGAGUUCCUGAAGGUGAAAAGCAACCUGCGACACGUGGACAGCAACACCAGCAAGACGGAGUUGGGCUACUGCUCCAUUCGGGCUAUAGCUUUUGUGUAA
Trematomus bernacchii (emerald rockcod) is the source of this 734-nucleotide messenger RNA. Its product is annotated as espin-like. Lineage: Eukaryota; Metazoa; Chordata; Actinopteri; Perciformes; Nototheniidae. The transcript has 4 exons. Bases 153 to 734 code for a protein of 193 amino acids. The record is from RefSeq and is a predicted model, not a curated record.